CUUUGAAUUCGGCAUUGAAAGGUUGUUUAUCUUGCAGUGGAUUGAUCAUAAACAUGAAUGUGAGGAAGAUCAAACUGUGGCCAAAGUCCACCAUGAAAAGUGCAAGCAAUGGGAAUGAGCUCUCAGAUGACCGAUCUGUGCUCAAGCAUUGCGUUUCAGAAAUCCACCAUUCAAAUCCCUUUCCCAAGUCAUCCACCCCACCACCAGAAAACCCACCAGGUAUGGUGAACACAAUGAUCUGGAGCAACCCAACCUUCUGGCGUUCAGACGAAGCAGAGGGAAUUUACGACGUGGGCAGCAAUGACAUCGACGAAAACAAAAGACAAAAAGAUCUCUAUGGUUUCUGCGUUCCCACGCCGUCUUCUCUUGUAUUUUCUUUCAAUCUUUCACUGGAAGGAAAAGGCCCCCCCUCCUCAGAGGUCGCGAGAUCGAACCCACGCCGCUACGAUUCGACGAAACCAGAGGGAAUAAACGAGGUCGUCUGCGAGGAAUUCCCCAAGAACAGGUCAGAGGUUCGGAACGCCGGGAGAAUGUCGGAGGCAGAAGCAAAUAUACGGGCUGAGUUAGCAAGAGAGAUCGAGAAGGAACUAGAGUUGGAGCUGGAACAACAAAUCGCAAUUCUCACCUGCCGUCUUCAAAAUCUUCGAGCCCACCGCAAAUCUGAAAUUCCUGUGAAUGGCCCCCAAAGUUUUUCCUUGCAAAAAAAAGCUUUGCCACAAAAUCAUAACAAUAAUAAUAGUAAAGCCGUGGAUAGAGGGAACAAAUCGAGCGCUCUGAGAUCUGGGUCAGGGGGAAGUUUUCCAUUCAGAGGAUUUUGUGGCGGGGUCGAUGUUCUAACGCAGUCGGGGCCAUCAAGGCAGAUCAGGCGUGUGGGUAAUGGUAGCACAACUAAUUCCAGAGUUAUGAAGAGGAAAUAAGCGCCCAUCUUCAAUGGAGAAGAUGAACAAACUUAAUGUUUCUGAUAGCUUCAAGUUAGUUGAUAAAACCAGUAAGGCUCAAUUGUUUCGAGCCAGGACAUUCAAGGCUAAAUUAGCCCAAGAUGUCUAGAGAAGAUAAUUUAAUAAACUUAUA
Molecule: messenger RNA, 1071 nt
Organism: Cryptomeria japonica (Japanese cedar)
Lineage: Eukaryota; Viridiplantae; Streptophyta; Pinopsida; Cupressales; Cupressaceae
Exons: 2
Coding region: 54-917 (287 amino acids)
Source: RefSeq, a predicted model, not a curated record